Molecule: messenger RNA, 4297 nt
Organism: Pelagomonas calceolata
Lineage: Eukaryota; Pelagophyceae; Pelagomonadales; Pelagomonadaceae
Source: the annotation of a GenBank genome assembly
GUGUCUUACAUGCCGCUAGCCUGCUCCAGUUUUUGCAAGCUUGGAACAGCGUAGAGAGCGCGACGCGGCCUUAUUCAUCGUCAGGAUUACCGUCGGCAGUUGCCUGACUCUCAGCGCAGCCGCUGCAGAAGUCUCACCGCGCACCGCGCAGCACCGCAGUCAUGGAGGCACCAGACGGGGGCGACGCGACGCCGACGCACAGCGAGUUCGGCGACACCGACGACGAGAAAGAACAACCCGAGGAAGACGCGUCCGACGACGACGCCAUGGAGGAGGAGGACGCCGCCGACGACGGCAGCGCCGACGUAGUAGCGGAAUACGAGGCCGCCGCGGCGACGCCGGGCGCGCCGCGCGCCGCGCACGAGGAGCUCGUCGUGUGUUUGCGGGCCGUGCGCGCCGCCGCCCCCUCAAACCGCUGGCGCGCUUCACAGAAAGCGGCCUGGGCGCGCUUCGCGGAGCGGCAUUCACUCAGUGCGGACGAGUGGCUCGCGCGGUCCCGCGAUUUAGAUGAUCCAAGCGUGCUGACGACGGCUUGUACGAUACUACCGCGCGAAGCGAAGCUCUGGCUCGAGCUCACUCGUAUCAAACUGAAUCAAAGCGUCGAGGCGGGCUCAAAAGUGUUGGAGGAGGCCUGCGCCGUUGCCGAGCGGGACGCUUCCGGGAGUCUAUCGAGGCUCUUCGACGCCGCGCGCGCGCUGGCCGACGACACCGACGACGUUGAGAAGCGGGACGCGCUGUACGGGCGCGAGCUCUCGGCACCUCUUGUACCGGACCAGGCUAGAGUAGUGUUCGAGCGAGCGCUUCUCGACGCGCCGACGAAGAAGGCGACGUUUGGAGCGGCCAAGGCGAAGGGGUUAGCCGCCUUCGAGCGACGUAGAAAGCUCGAGACUGCCUCGAAGGAUGAGGACACUUGGCUCGCGUACGUCACGCUCGAAGAGGAAGAAGAUGCGGAACGAGCUUUAACUGUGUGCGAGCGCGCGCUGGAGCACUGCGCUUCGUCCCGACUGUGGCGGCGGCGGUUGAGUCUAGCUCAAACGCCGGGCGACGCCUUCGAGGUCUCAAAAAGAGCUGUAGACGCAUUGCCGGACGACUUCCGGCUGCGCGAGGCUCAUUGUAGGUGUGUGGAGCGGUGCAGGCUGUCCCUCGACACUCUGGAGGACGCGUUCGCCCGAGCGGCCGAAGUCUGCGGAGACAAGGCGCCGGCCUUGGCGUUGGGCCGAUUGGCAGCUGAAAGACGACGCAGGGACGGUGCUGAUGUCCAAAAGUGGGCCCUCGCGCUGGUGGACGGCAACGAAAAAGCAAGUUACGCCGUCCGCGCCUACGCGACGAAAAUAAGUGAGGACCCGAAGCAGGCCUGGCGUUUACUACUGGAGGAUGCGUCAUUACCGCCGAAGGCCUGGCUAGAUGCCGCGCGGGCUUCGUUGGAGCGAGGCGAUGUUGAUGAGGCUCGACGCUUACAUAAAAUGCACGCGUCCAAAAGAGCGGAGCGCACGCGCUCUUCCAGUAGUACGCCGGCGCAGCGCAAGGCGGCGUCGGACGCGGCAACGGCGUGGCUCGUCUUUGAAAGGGACGCCGGCUCGUUGUCUGAUUUUGACGCGGCCUAUGCGAAGGCGGAGGCGUGGGGCGUCUUCGAUGGAGCGGCGGCGGCGCCCGCGGCGGCGCCGGUGGCCAAGCGCGCGCGGCCAGCGGUGUCUCCGGUGGCACCCGCGGCAGCGCCCGCAGCAGCGCCCGCAGCAGCGCCCGCCGUGGCCAAGCGCGCGCGUGCGGCGCCCGCCGCGGCGCCCGCCGCGGCGGCGCCCGCCGCCAAGCGCUCGAAGAAGGCCGCGGCGCUAGCGGCUCCAGACCCCGCGCGCGCGAAGCCGGCUACGGCGUCGGCGCCUUUGGCGUCCCCCGCGGCGCCCGCGGUCCCCACGGACUCUGCUCCUGCGGCCUCGGCUCCCGCGCCGGCCCCUGCACAGGCGCCGGCGCCGGACGCGGAGCCGGCGCCCACGCCGCCGCCGCCGAAGAAGGGCCCGAGCGACGACGCGCGGCGCCUCGCUCGGACGGCCUUCCUCGUCGGGCUCAAGAGCGACGCGACGGAAGAUGAAUUAAGGAUGGCGUUCGAGGGCUGCGGCGCGGUCGCCCAGACCAGAGUGCUGAAGGACAAGCGCAGUGGACAACCGACGGGCAAAGGUUUUGUGGAAUUUGUGGAGGACGGUGAGGCGCGGGCCAAGGCAUUGAAGCUCGGCAAGGAGCCGCGGAAGGCGCUCGGCGGGUCGGCGCCGUGCAAGAUCUUCGCGUCCAAGUACCUGUGCCCGGACCGUCCUGUUGAAGCGAAGCCCCGCAAGCCGCGGGCGCCGUCGGGACCACUGGUGCCGCGCGUUUUGAGAAGGCCGCAGCAGGGCCGCCGGCCGGGGCGGCUCGGCGUCGGCGCGGAUAGCGCUGCUGCUCCUGCUCCCGCGGCUGCUGUUCCUGAAGGGGGGCAUUCGCAGGACGCGUUCCGGGCGAUGUUUCUCAAGGGGAAGUAACGGUGAUGGUGUGUAGUCUUUUGAGUUGAAGCUGGCCCGCGAAUUUGAAGUUCGGGUCGACGCGUCCCUUUCGCCCGUCGCCGUCGCGCAGCCCGACGACGAGUCGGACCGCUGUUUUGAGUCGUGUUGCUGUAGGUACGUACAUAGCUAGGAGGUCCAAAGGACAGGGCGCGGGCGCCUACGCAUGUCAAAGUCGAGGCUAUAUAGCGUCGCCUAAAUGGCCUCAUAACUAGCAGCAACAGCACGCGGCACGCGUUUGCAUCGAAUAAAUGCAGCGCGGCUACGAAAGACGGCGCGACGGCGAUAGGGGGCGGCCUCAGGCAAGCCGGGAGAGGCGCGGGCGGCAGGACCUAAGCCGCAGCCGCCGCGACGAUAAAUCACGAUCAAGGCGAGAAGACAGCCGUAGGAUCGACCACAGCAGGUCGAGGCGCGACGACAGCCGGCGACAGGACAAGUCGCGGAGCCGCCGCGACGACAAGAGCCGGUCGCGGCGCGAGGACUCGAGGCGCGGCGACAAGAGCCGCAGCCGCCGCGACGAUUCUCGGAGAGAGGACCGACCGCGGCGGCCGGAGCGCGACCGCCGCGACCGCCCGCGCCGCGAGCCGGACCCGCGGCGGCGGCCGCCCGAGCGCCGCCGCGAGGACGCCGACCGGAGGCGGCGCGAGCGCGACGCCGACGACAGGCCGCGGAAAAGACGUAGAGUCGGCGAGGAAGGGCGACGACGACGGCGCGAGGAGGACGACGACGGCGACAACCGCGACGACAGCCAGGGUCAUUAUGAGGGGAAGGCGGGCGACACGAUCGACGGGCGCUACGAGAUCGUCGGCGAGGCCGGUUUGGGGACGUUUGGACGAGUUGUGGACUGUGUCGACCUCAGGCAUCCGGAUCGACGGCGAGUAGCUCUGAAAGUUGUGAGACGUAUAGAGCGCUACACGGAGAGUGCCGCGGUGGAAGCCGAGAUCCUGCGGGACGUGAACGCGACAGCCAGGGCGAACGGCGAGGAGGGCGGGAGGUUGUGCGUCCAGUUGUUUGAAACUUUCGAGUUCCGCGGACAUUACUGCCUGGCCUUCGAACGCGCCGGGACGUCUCUGUAUGACUACCUCAAGGGCAAUAGCUACCGACCCUUCGCUAGAGAUACUGUCAGACGGAUAUCACGACAGCUCUUGGAAGCGCUGCGGUUUCUCCAUGCGAUGAAGCUCGUGCAUACGGAUCUCAAGCUCGAGAACGUCCUACUUCGUAAAUUGGGGGUGAAGAAACCACAACCGGAUAGUGACGGGCGGUGCCAGCUCGGUCGGGACGAGGCCGACAUCGUCGUCAUCGACUUCGGCGGGGCGACGUAUGACGACGAACGUAAAAGUUCGAUCGUGAAUACGCGGCAGUACCGGGCACCGGAGGUCAUCCUGAACUUGGGCUGGUCCACUCCCUCUGAUCUGUGGUCUGCUGGUUGUAUCGUGGCCGAAUUGGGCAAGGGUGAGCUGCUCUUCGCGACGCAUUCCAAUACGGAGCAUUUAGCGUUGAUUGAGAGGGCCGUGGGACCGUUCCCGCGGGCGCUGGUCCAGCGGAGUAGAUAUGCCACGAAAUACUUCGACUCGGACGCUCGUAGCACGUGGGAGCAGGCCCUGCCGCGCGACGGUCGGGACCACGUGCGGCGCAUGCCGCCCCUCCGCCAGUACUGCGAGCCCGACCGCGACCUGCACAAAUUGCUGGAGGGACUGCUGACCAUCGACCCCGACCGGCGGCUCACGGCGAAGGACGCGCUCUCGACGUGCGCGUUCCUGGAGCGGUGCUGA